Myzus persicae (green peach aphid) is the source of this 711-nucleotide messenger RNA. RefSeq names its product zinc finger protein 706-like. Lineage: Eukaryota; Metazoa; Arthropoda; Insecta; Hemiptera; Aphididae. Bases 384 to 620 code for a protein of 78 amino acids. The record is from RefSeq and is a predicted model, not a curated record. The transcript is spliced from 3 exons.
UCGUGGUGACUCCGACUCGUGACCGGUGAGCGUGAGUGCGUGACUCGGGACGAGUGGAGACCGGAGAGAUCGACGCUCUUAAACGGCGUAUCGCGUUUCGUAGUUUCAUACAUAUUUUCUCCCGUUCACCCGCGGUCCCACGAUAUCGUACGACGGUCAGUAGCCACGACCUACCAAAAUCAGUCACGAAUCACAAUUCACAGUGACGUGCGAUCAGAUCGUGCGAUUUCAUUACCAUUUUCCAAGAGUGAUCUCAGAACCCUUCCCUCGAACGUCGUGGACAGCCGAACCAGCGGCUGUCGAUACGAUCACUGUUGGAUACAGUAGUUGAUAUAGUAAUAAAGUGUAAAACGCAUCAGCCAUUUUUUCGCAAUUCGUUUGUCAUGGCCCGGGGACAACAGAAAGCGCAGUCACAGGCCAAGGCCGCAGAAAAACAAGCUAAGAUGAAGAAGCAACAGGGUCAUAGCGCCAAUGAACAGAAGAAAGCUGCACAGAAGGCGUUAAUUCACGUUUGCACUGUCUGUAAAGCCCAGAUGCCAGAUCCUAAAACGUAUAAACAACACUUCGAAAACAAACACCCUAAAAAUGAUAUGCCUGAAGAACUGAAAGCUGUUUCAUGAAUCAAUGGUGAUCGAUUAAAUUGUAUUUAAUCAAGUGUAAAAACAAAUACCUAAACUAAGUAAUAUUAAAGUUUUUUAAUGAUUGAUAUAA